Messenger RNA from Lasiodiplodia theobromae, 1317 nucleotides. RefSeq names its product Tetratricopeptide-like helical protein. The coding region runs from base 1 to 1317 and encodes 438 amino acids. Gene Ontology annotation, molecular function: misfolded protein binding. The record is from RefSeq and is a predicted model, not a curated record. Gene Ontology annotation, biological process: protein quality control for misfolded or incompletely synthesized proteins. Gene Ontology annotation, cellular component: i-AAA complex. The transcript is spliced from 2 exons. NCBI's taxonomy places the organism in Eukaryota, Fungi, Ascomycota, Dothideomycetes, Botryosphaeriales, Botryosphaeriaceae.
AUGCUCUCGCGGGCAGCUUACAGAACGGCGCUGAGGGGCGCUCAGCGCUUCUCUACCGCCAAAGCACCCGCGACCGCAAACGCCCGCACCUUUGCGACGAAGAUUCCCACGCGCCCACGCCUGCCUCCGCUGUCGCCGUCGUCACGCCUCGGUCGCCGCAAUGGAUCGACUAUCGAAGGAGCCAAGAUUCUCUUCAGGAGACACCCAAUUUCGAUGACUAUAGUGACAGCAGUCAUUUUGUUCGGCUUCGGUACCCUCCUCUACGCGCCAUAUGUCUACCACUACUACAUCGUUGGCGCAUUCCACAACUUUCCGGAACCGGUCGCAAAGAAGCUUCGCCGCGCCCUAUACUUUAGUCAGGAGAGGUCUCUGGACCCAAAGCUAGCGAUCAAGUAUUACCGCGAAGCUUUGGCCGCGGCGGAUGAGGAGGGCAUGGACCCGUUCAGCAACGAGGUUCUCGGCAUCAAGUUCUCGCUUGCUCAGCUGUUUGAGCAGCUUCAAAACUACCAACGAGCCAUUGAUAUCUUGGAGAUUGUGAGGAGGGACUGUCUGAGAUGGGUCGACGAGCUUGGUGACAAGCAUUGGAACGACGGCAAGAGAACAAGAGUGCUGGGCAAGACGAUUGGCAUCAGCGUCAAACUCGGCGAUUUGUACUCGAACCCGUACAUUAAAGAGAUCGAGAAGGCGGAAGAGAAACUCGUCUGGGCUGUUGAGACUGUUCUCAAGGAGAAGAUGAGACGCGAGAAGGAGGGCGUGAAGGAGGGUGAGGGUGACUGGAUCACCGAUCAAGAGAUGGGUGCAUCGAUGGAAGCACUUGCACACCACUAUGAAUCGAUGAACCAGCACUAUCUCGCUACUCCUUUGUUCCUCCAGGCGCUUACUUUUGCUGACCCCAAGUCAUGUCACGCUGCCACGCUCAUGAACAACAUCGCCAUAUCAAUCUCACAGCAGCGUCUGCCUCCUGGCUGGGGUACGCCUCAAAACAACAUUUCCGCUCCCAACUCGCCCACAAACCCCUCCACGCCUGAACCGCUCCACACUCUACCGCCGGUGACCGAGCAAGCUCGCCAGUGGGCUACUAAAGCUGUAAAUCUUGCAUCUGUCAUUGCUCCCCCGGAGCGUAAUGAAGAGUGUGAUCUCGCAUGCGCAGUUGCCACGCACAACCUUGGCGAAUUUGCAGAGAUGGAAGGCAGGAUUUCAGAGGCUCGGAGAAGAUACACCGAAGCAUCCAGCUUGGCAAAGGCCAUCGGCUUUGAUGAGGGGUACCAGAAUUCUGAGAAGGGUAUCAAGAGGCUGGAAGGAAAAGAAGACAAAUAG